CUCGGCUAUCCCGCAUCAAAGUGCAGGAAUUGAUACCGAAGGCCAUUGCAGAAAAGGAAGCCGCGGACCAGGCACGCGCUGCACUGGGUGAUCGCCGACAGGAGGUCAACAGGCUGCAAAUAGAACACGAUCGCUUAAAGGCCCUGCUGGACGUAAAGGAGAAGGAAGCCGAACAGCCAGCGGCAGCAGCAUCGAGUCCUGCAGAAACGGGAAUGUCGUCGAGGGGCGGUGUAGCCUCCACCAGCAGCAGCGCGUGUGGCCAAGCACCACAGUCUGGAGUGAAGGGAGCGCCGCGUGCCAAGGACCGUGUUGGGUACGGGAAAUUCAAAGGGAAAACGUACGAACAGGUCUACAACAGUGAAGAGGGCCAGAAGUACAUAAGAACGUAUUGCAGGACGCGGAAAGACCCAUGCGAGGGAAUACAGAAGCUUCUCGACUACGCUAACCUCAUGGAUCAAGCUGCGGGACUGGCAGGCGGCUCGGCAAAGGCCAAGGCAAAAGCGAAAAGUCAGGUCAAGAGGAUUGCGAUUGCGCAGCCCCGGGCAAGCACGAUGCAAGCAGCUGCAGACGCGCAGUUAGGAGCACUGCGCUCGCAAGUCGCGAAAAUCCAUGGCGAGUUGGAGGGGGCCAUACGCAUACAGGACGAAGCUGAGAGUUUGGCGAAGCUUCACGCGAAGAUGGAGACGAAGCAACGUUUGGAGAAGCUGAAGAGGGAACUCGUAGACAUGCGAAAUGCGGUAAUUUGCACUGCGAACCUGGAGGAAGCUCGGAGGCGACUGGCCCGAGAGGGACUCAACGCUAGUCAGUUCCACGCGGUGAUGAAUGUCAUUAGUACUGGAGGCGUCUUCACGGUGCAGGGACCGCCUGGCACAGGUAAAACGCGGAUGGUCGCGACAUUGGCCCGCGCAUUGCUGGAGUGGGCGCCCUUGACUCGUAACCCCGGAUUGCCGGUGUGUCUGUCAGAGGCACAGUAUGAAGAACAAGAGCUGGCAGUCACGUGGUCAGCGGAGCAGUGGGUAGAGAAGUAUAACGAGGGACAAGCAAAGGGCGCACUCACGUUAUCAGAUGUGGACCCGUGGGCAGAGGAUCCGUGGGCAGACGCGCCACGAGGUGUCUCGUCCGCAAAAGCACCGAGCCCUGGCACAACGACCAGCAGCGAUCCUCUGGAGUUUCAAGCUUGGGAGCAGCCGAACGACUUGCGGAUCCAUGCGGAGUGGCUUGGCAUCGGCGGUAGAGUCGGGAGCUUGGUUCCUCGCCGGGUCAUAUUGACUGCAGCCUCGAAUAAAGCUGUCUUCAAUAUGAUGGAGAAGAUUGUGGGCCACCUGGAGGAGCAUGUGGCUUCGUCUGCUGUCUAUCAAAGUCGACCCCUCGCGUUCGACGACGAAGACAACCGGAUGAGCAGCUGCAUCAGCGAGGAAGGAAUUGUCUGCGGCAUUACUUUUCAAGGCGUGGAGGAAAAGGUGCCACCGGGCCUGCUUCCAUUUUUUCUGCAUACGCGUUACCGCGACAUCUUCGAGGUGGAGCAUGUAAGCGACGAAGCUGUAAAAAGACUGAUAGCAGACGCGCCCAACUUCUGCAGCGCUUCUAAGCUCAACGUGAAAACGCUCAAGGAAUGGCGGGAGGCGCAGCGCAAAUUUCACCAACAAGAAUUGGAAUUGUGGAAAGAAGCGGCGAGAGAAGGCGGCAAGAAGGGCAAGCAGCAAAAGAAAAAAACUUUGUCGUUUGGGGGCCACCUUGCACAGGUCCUUGGAUUACAGGGAAAACAGCUGGGGAAGAAAGACGAUCUUGAAUCCGAAAUACUUCGCAAUGCGCGUUUUAUCUUCUCGACGCUGACGUGCCUCGGACGCGGAGCGUUACUGAAAGCGCUUGCCCCACCCGGGCGCGGUACCAGGAGGGAAGAAGACCCUGAUCAAGAUUUGCGCUCCAGUUUUCAGCGCCAAUUUUUUACACACUGCAACCCAGCCGACUUUGCAGACGCGAAGCGCGACGACACGGCGACCAGCGGGUCUAUUGCUGGGUUUAAAUUCGAGGAUGCGGCGCUUUCAGAUCAAGAGUCGGG
Amoebophrya sp. A25 is the source of this 2059-nucleotide messenger RNA. The record is from the annotation of a GenBank genome assembly. Lineage: Eukaryota; Dinophyceae; Syndiniales; Amoebophryaceae.